AUGGCGCGGCUGGCGCGGGCCCCGCUGCUACUUCUUGCUGCCCUGGUCUACGUGGCAUGUCGGGCAUCGCAGCGGGCUGCGGCCUGGAUCAUCCCGAGCCGGGGCCAGGUCACACCCAGGGCUUCCAAGCUGCCGCUGCGAGCAGAAGCAGCCAGCCCGGCGGCAGGACGCUAUGCGCCGCCUGCGGACCUGACAGCUCCAGCUCUUUGUGAGAGGAGCUCAUCCGGCUUGGCCUGGAAAGUGCUGGAGCAGGGCGACGGCGGGCUUCCCCCGCUCCGGUCGGACACGGUCAUCGUCAGGUACACCGGAUGGAAGGCGAGCAAUGGGGACUUGAUUGACAGCUCCUACUUGAGACAGGAGCAGACGAAGGUAAAGAUUACAAGCGUCAUCCCAGGAUGGCAGGAAGGUCUUCAAAUGAUGUCGCCAGGGGAGAAGCGGCGGUUCUGGAUCCCAGCAGAGCUCGGAUUUGGCGUGGAGGGCAUCGACGAUCCUGAAGAAGCAGCUGGGCCACUUGGUGCCACCGUGUACGACGUGGAGUUCGUGGAGGUCACUGAGCCAGAUGCGGAUCCCAUCUUCGUUUACAUCGGUGUGGGAGCUGCUUUCCUCCUGGCCCUGACGACGCUUUUCUCGGCUGUCAAUGAGGAGCCUGAGAGGCGGGAGUAUGAGACUUCGGCUCCCUUCUCGAUCUUCGAGCGGCCAGACAGAUGA
This is a messenger RNA of Symbiodinium sp. CCMP2456, 708 nucleotides long. The record is from the annotation of a GenBank genome assembly. Lineage: Eukaryota; Dinophyceae; Suessiales; Symbiodiniaceae.